Messenger RNA from Prorocentrum cordatum, 744 nucleotides. The record is from the annotation of a GenBank genome assembly. NCBI's taxonomy places the organism in Eukaryota, Dinophyceae, Prorocentrales, Prorocentraceae.
AUGAUGUUCGACAACUUGAAGGGGAUAAGCCUCCUGGAGUCUGCGGGCGGCGUGUCCAUUUCGCAGGAUGCGUCGACGGCGUUCUCGCUCGCUCGCGUCUCUCUGAAUGUCCCCGACGAGCAGGCUUUCCUUGCUUUGGCGGACAAGGCUGCGGAGCCGCGGGUCGAGGGCCAGCCGCGCGUCGACUCCCUGGACCGCCUGCUGGGCGUGGACCCCAAGGCGCUCCGCGCGAAGGCCGUGGAUGCGAUCGAGGUCUUCCGCGCGAAGUGGCGCGGCGAGGUGGCGGCGCUCACCCGCGCCCUGGACGAUUGGACCCCCUCCGGAUGGAUGGCUCACCUUCAGGAUCCAAAGUUCUUGGAGAACACCGCGUUGAUCAAGGAGCUCCUCUCGAACCCGAACUAUGCGCGGCUGCACGCUGGAAGUGCUGCGCUCGGCGUCGCGCUGCAGCGCCUGCGCGACAUCCAGAAAGACGGCUGCGGCAUGGUCCUGCCCGUCGAGGCGAUGACGUCGGCCGCAUCAGUGCACAAGAACGCAGUCGACACCGUCUUGUACUCGUACGUGCUGCUGAUGAUCACGCAGACGAUCCCGGCGAACCCCGCGCCGGCGGCCCGGAAAAAGGCGGUGAAGGCCCUGAAGGACGAGCUCGGGCCCAGGCUCGAGCGCCUGUGCGAGACGGUCCAGGGCCGCGUCGCCGAGUUGUCGGAGGGGAAGGAGUUCGCGGCGGUGGACUACGCCAAGGUUUGA